AAUUACACCUGGUCACUACCCCCACGGUCGCUCAGCUUUUCACCUUGCUCCAUUCGCCUGCGCAGCUCUGAGGUUCAUGGGCUUCGUCGCUGGAAGGAGCCGGAUCGCUAUCGGUGCAAGGUGGCGCUAGGUAGUGUGCACCAUGCCACUUGCCAUCUCUGACGACGACAGCGACGCGGGACCCUCGACGAGGGACGCGAAGCGCAAGGCGAUAGAGAUUUCCUCGUCGUCGUCCGAAGCAUCCUCAUCGGCAUCCAAGUACCAGACUGGGGAGGAUGGCGAGGAUCUUGUCGAAAACAAAGAGGCAGGCCUCACGAGCGCUUCGGAGCCCAAAGGCAAGGGCAAGGGCAAGGGCAAGGAGAGAGCGGGGACAAGUCAGUCCGAGGACAGGGUGGCCAGGGGAAAGAGCAAAAGCAAAGAGAGGCGUAUGGAGAAGAGGAAAGGAGGAGAUUCGCGGAACAAAAAGGCUCGAAGGUGGAGCUCGUCGCAUGAUGAUUCGAGCGAGAGUGAGGAGGACCGGGAUCCGAGGAUGAGGAGGAGGACGAGAAGCAGUACCAAAGGCAGGAAGAAGCGGAGUCUGGCCCUAUCCUCCUCGUCUUCAUCGUCAUCAUCCUCUCGAGCUGCUUCUCCUUCGUCGUCAGCAUCGUCAGCCACCUUCUUUGGCCGUCUUCACGACUCUGACUCUGAGCCGGAUCUCGGCUCUUGGACGCGCAAGGACCAGAAACAGAUCGCCGUCUCACGAGAGGGUCCUGAGGAGAAGGACGAGGGUGGGAACCCAGUACAUGAGGUGUCGGGCAUCUUGCGAUGGCGACGACAUCCUCGGCGAAUGUACCCGCAGUACCGGGCCGCUUGGAAGGGGUGGGGUUUGUGGGACAAUACAUGGGAACACGGCGAUUGUUUCAAUCUCACAGGCGAGAACCGCUCCGAUCCAAAAGACGUCAUCAAUCGGUUCUGGCAGGAUCUAGAGAGGGAAGGGCUGCAGCAAAGGCCGAGCGACUGGGACGAGAUGGAAGAGCAUUCGCUGCAUUCUUCGGACACCUGCGAAAUGCUUGCCAGCGAAGACCCAAAAACGUACAAAGAGGGUUGGCGAAGGGCGCGAAGGGAUUUUAGGAGGGACAAGAAAGCUCAAAGACAGAUGAGCAGGAGGAAAGAGCAGUGGAGGCAAAGGGACGAAAAGGAAAAGGAGGACGCCAAGGAGGAUUUGAGGCAAAAGAGAAGAAAGGAAAAGGCGUUCAAGGAUGAAUUGGCGGCGAGAGCGACGGUGUCAACGGCGACUUCGUCAAAAGCCCCUAUCACCAUAAAGACAACACCUGUCAAUGGCCACAGACCAAUGACUUCUCGAUUUGACGCAGCCGUCCCGGUCUCUGCAAUUGGUCCUGCACAUUCUUCUUCCACCGUGAAGAAGUUGUCCGGAACGAUGACACAGCCGAAGAGCAUUGCUUCGCACUCGACGCCCUCUUUGCAAGAUGCCGCAAAAUUCCUCCCUUCGCCGGCCACUGCUCGACGAGGAGGAGUUGCAGGAGGUCGAGGAAGAGGGGGCUAUGUGGGACAGCACCGGCAGCCUCCUAAGGUCAAGGUCUUCGAUCCUCUUGCUUCCUUCCCUAAACCUUCGCAUUCGACAACUUCACGGUCGCAACCUUCAGCUUCAAACGUAACCUCUGCGACGCAGCAACCACUCUCGGCCAAAGUGCCGUCGGGGGAAGAGGGUCCAGCAAGGCGGGCAAGUAGUGUGUCGAGGAUCGAACAUCGUUCUUUAGCUGUCCCUUCGACCGGCCCAAGAAUCAUAGCACAGGUCUCGCCACCGCCUGCCAUGUCUGUGCAUGCUCCACCAACGACAACGGUACUGCCCGCUCCUUCUUCUGGUUCGAACUUUGUAUCGACACUAUCCGCGCCAGCUUCGACAACUGACCCAUCCUCUCGACGCCAGCUUCAGUCUCCUCCGCCCACUUCCGACCACACGAACCCAAGACCAGAGCAAGCUGCGCCAAGCCAGGUUCUCCGAAUGGGAACUGAUCCGAGACGGAGGGUCAAUGGGCCGUCGCACCCACCUCCUAGGUUCACAAAUCCGGUGUCUGGGAAUUCGCUUGUCCACUUGGCGCAGGAAACGGCCGCGAAGCCUGCUCAACACAGUUACAAUCCAUCGAUCCGAUUGCCGCACGAUCCUGCACUCCGUUCGCCACUAGAGCCAGGCUUGACCCGUUCGAGUAUCUCUCCAACUAUCGAUGGACCCAAGUCGCCUCCGCCGGGUCCUGCAAGGGCUCCCGUGGGCGCUGGAGAUAGUGUGCGCCUCUCAGAGAGAACUUCUUCCUCUUCCUCGAAUGGUGCUGCCCUGGGCAGCGGCAGCGAGGUCGUGAACGAGCUCAGCAGGGGCGACAAGAAGGCAGCUGAGGCUGCACUUCGCGAGUGGAAUAUCACCGAGGAAGCCAAGGACUUCUUCAGACCCCGGUAUAAUGUGGUCCACAAGGACGAGAAGAAGCUCCUCAAGGUGCUCCUCUUCUGCGGAGCAACUUUUAAGCUCGAGAUUGAGCCAAAGUUGUUUGAGCCAACAAAGAAUGUCAUCUUCUGGGUUCGCGAUCUAGGCAUGCCGCUCUCGAUCAAGGAGGGUGAAGCGCUUCAGAGGCCAAACUUUGUCUUCUGGACGUAUGGAACUACGGCUGGGGUCAGAGAAGUCUGGCCGCUUCACACCGGUGGCAUUCUGAUGUACACCUUUGGCGCCCUCUUGCACCGUCUGGUCGACCAGUGCCAUUUUCAUCGAGACCAGCAAGAGGAAGCAGGGCGGGUCCUUUUGCACCCUGUUCAGAAGCUCUUCUUUGAACAGCUCGUGCACACCGUCAAAGGCCCUUCUGCCCUAAUCGACGUACUGGAAGCCCUCAAUCUCGUGGACCCGUCUCAAUCGGCGGCGGCAGCCAUCUCGCUAGUCGAAGGAGGCCUCCUGGCAAUCGAAACGAUCGAGGAGGUGGACCUGCGCGAGAUUGAGAGCCCUAUCUCGACGAUCGUCGAUCUAGACGAACAGCUGCAGAGCGACGCAUCCUCUAGUGCAAAGAUCCUGGAAUUAGUCAAGGAGGUCGACGUAGAGACACGGGAUGUGCUUCGGAAGCUUCAGGUCCACUUCGCAACGAGGAAACGGACAUUCACCCUCAUCAUGGAGUCUACCCAGCUCACGGAGGCAGAAGUCGGAACGUGUACAAGGGUCACCAAGAAGCCGCGGUACCGGUCGGUAGCAUGAGAAGAGUGGGGUGAGAGGAAAGGUGAUCGAUGGGUCGUCGCGGUUGUACUGUACAGUAUAUCAGCAAUUCAUAAGGUGAAGCAGGCUCUCUCACAGCAUCGCUUUCACAAAUACCAUACUU
Acaromyces ingoldii is the source of this 3347-nucleotide messenger RNA. RefSeq lists its product as hypothetical. NCBI's taxonomy places the organism in Eukaryota, Fungi, Basidiomycota, Exobasidiomycetes, Exobasidiales, Cryptobasidiaceae. The transcript has 2 exons. The record is from RefSeq and is a predicted model, not a curated record. Bases 143 to 3226 code for a protein of 1027 amino acids.